Rasamsonia emersonii CBS 393.64 is the source of this 2544-nucleotide messenger RNA. RefSeq lists its product as uncharacterized. Lineage: Eukaryota; Fungi; Ascomycota; Eurotiomycetes; Eurotiales; Trichocomaceae. Gene Ontology annotation, biological process: protein monoubiquitination; protein autoubiquitination; protein polyubiquitination. Bases 1 to 2544 code for a protein of 847 amino acids. The transcript has 7 exons. The record is from RefSeq and is a predicted model, not a curated record. Gene Ontology annotation, cellular component: ubiquitin ligase complex; cytosol; nucleus. Gene Ontology annotation, molecular function: ubiquitin conjugating enzyme binding; cyclin binding; ubiquitin protein ligase activity.
AUGCAUGCAGAACUGUUGCCAAAUAUUCGCCAGUUGACGCUCUAUGUCUCAUCGCCGAACUCGCCAGAAUCAGCGUCGUCUAGCGAGCAUGCGACAUCCGAUAUUUCUCUUUCUGAGUCGCGACGGGCGGUGACAGUAUAUUUUACCCACGGAGAGGUCGAAGUGACGGAGACACUGAAGCUUCCUGCGCGAGUUAGUGAGGCGUCGCGAAGAAGUCUGCACUUCGCGGGACACCGCGUCGGCGUCAAAGACAACGUCAACGCUGCUGAUAGAAGGCGAAGGGAGUUCUCGUUCCGACUACCGAUAGACAAGGAUGAGGGAGUUGACACGGCCACAACUGAUGGCCUUCAAGAUGACGAUUUCAUUCCGUGGACGGCGGAGGAUAUGUCUACAUGCACGUCCCUACACUGUCGGUUCUGCACUCGCGUCAUUUUGGAUGGAGCUAAAACCCAGAAUGGCAGCGGAGAUACUGCCCGGAGCGGCUGGACGUGGAAAGAUCUUCCCAGCGGGAACUGGGCGGAGAUGAUGGACUUUUGGCAUUGCCACAAACCAGAUCCGCAUGAGCAUGAGAAUGAACGUGAGCGCGAGCAACAUAAAACCGUCGAGAAUCGAAACGCCUCAAUAAAAGGUUACGGAGCAGCCAGCCAGGUUGUGGCCACACCAGGAACGAUCCUCGUCGAUGUGGCGUCGUUCUUGGUCGCGGAGGUGGACUGCCAGGGCUUGAAGUUCUUCCUUGAAAGUUUUCCUCCCGGUGGCGACUUGCCACCACCACCCUCCCCCUCCUAUUACAUAGCGCCUACCGUAGACACGACCGUUCUGUGCAAAUGUGCAACCACUUCGGGCAAGAAGAAGGAGGCCUCUUCGCUCACAUCUGAGCCCAUGAUCUGGCCUUCGAUACUAUUGCCCAAGAUUGAGAAUCAGGGACAGAAAAGCCUCGUCUUCUCCCUCCCUUCCUCGAGGCAGGCAACAGUUUCAUUUCUGCAGGGAAGACGUGUUGGCUGGCAGCAAGUGACCGCCCCAACUUCCUCUGGACUGUCUUCCUCCACCAGAGUAAAUGUAGAAUGUGAAGGCUGCGGUGCCAUCCUGGGCAUGGAAGACCGUGUAGCUGCUGGAUGGAGGCUUUACAAAGCUAAUAUAUGUGCGAAGCGACCGACGGUUGAGGAUCAUAAACAGUUGGCCCCAGAAGAAAAGAGGGAUGACGAGAGUGAAAGCCCUUCGUUGGAGUAUCAUCCGACAGAGACGAUAGUAAGCGCGCAACUGCUCGAGCUGAUCCAGCGGGAAGGGGUGAGGAGAUUUGUCAUUCACGCCGGAGGGAAAAGUGGUAUGCUGCUCUGGGUCUUCAACCCCGACCUCCGGUACUCGAGUUGCAGCGUCGACCAUAGCGUCAUGGCCAGACGGGCGCUGAAGGUCUUCUAUCAAGAUGUCUCGAAUGUGGAAGGGCUUCUUGAGCCGGAGAAAGGCCGCCCAGCACCGAUCUCCCUGGAAGAGCUGUUUUUGCCCAUGAGCAUCUUCACUGAGGUUGUCGAGUCGUUGCGACGGAGCAACGCAUCUCCGUUUGCAGGUGCGACGCAGCACGACUCCUUCCUUUCGGGGACCAACAGAACACAUCUCGACCAUGCACGCUUCUACAUGGUCGACACGCAAGGACUUCCCUCCUGCAAUGCUGCAUUCAUGGUUCGCACGUGUCAAACUGUUCAGUCAUCAAAUUUCCACGCUCGCGUUGUCCAACGUAUAUAUCUUCUGCUCUCGUCCAACAAUCGAAUCGCAGAUUCCAUCAGCGACGACUGCCAUUCCAUUGCAGGUACUGACUCUCACACCAAGUCCAAGGUCUGGAAAAGUAUUCCUUUCACUCUUUAUCCAAUCAAGCCUGACAAUCAUCCCAAUGAAAACGUGCAAAUUGGAUCUGUCCCGCUCGCUGACGGUGAAGUGAUCACUUGGGAACAUCUGGAGGAUCUAGCACUCUUGCCGGCAAAUGGAGACGAUCCAGGGUCAUUGACACCAAGAGAGAGGGCACACGAUUCUGCAAGAACCUGUGGCGACGAACAGAAGAUGGACACGAACUCGGAGGACGGCGAGUCACAGUCGCACCGUGCUGAAGAUGUGCGCACUCAGAUCAUGUCGGAGAAUAUCACUCGUCUCAAGAUUCCAACAGGUUCUGCAGUUCUUCCUGCCUUGUUCGUCUCACAGGCAUCGUCGGACAGGCUUAUCAUGAUGCAACAUCAUUCUAGCAGCAACACCUGGGCUAAUGCGGCGGAUGUGCCAACUCGACCGACCAGCUCGAGUUCACAGGAGUUGCCACCCCUGACGCGCUGUCCCCAGUCGACAUUUGCAAACUUUCCUUCAGUUGCGUACAACUAUGACGGUUCUCCUGUGGAAGAUGCCCCAAUGUCAGACGAUACUCAUUUCCCUGUUUCAGGUGACUUGACACCAGCAAGACGGAUGGACACUUUGCGUGCAGACCCUGCCAGAAAUAAAAAUGACAAGAAGGACGAUAGUUUGGACAAGAAUCGGUUCCUACAGUUCAGCUGUGACAAGCGUUCGUAA